AUGGGCAACAUCUGCUCAAAAUCCGCGAACAAGCCGGAUCCCUUCUCCACCCCCGGAAGAACUCUAGCUGAGGGUAGCGGUCCAAAUCCCUCCACUCAGAACAAGCCUACCACAGCCCCUCUUCCCCCGAAACUGACUUCCAGCACGCCUGGCCGAACACUUGGAGGGCCAGAUAGUUCCUCCCGUGCGGACGAUGCUAGAAGCGCCGCAGCAAGAGCAGCUGAGGAACGGGCUGCCAAAGCAAACAGGGCAGGAGGAAAACUCUCUGCCCAACUGUCCAGCCAGAAAAAGCAGACUCAGAACCAAUUGCUCAACUCUGGCUCCGAAGCAGAAAGGAGAGCUCGAGACGCCGAUCAAAGUGCUGAAGCCCGCAAUUGGAACUAA
This is a messenger RNA of Capronia coronata CBS 617.96, 384 nucleotides long. RefSeq lists its product as uncharacterized. The record is from RefSeq and is a predicted model, not a curated record. The transcript is spliced from 2 exons. The coding region runs from base 1 to 384 and encodes 127 amino acids. NCBI's taxonomy places the organism in Eukaryota, Fungi, Ascomycota, Eurotiomycetes, Chaetothyriales, Herpotrichiellaceae.